CUGGACUGGGAUGAUUCCGAGAAAACAAUCACAAACGAUACGUGUCUGACAAGAGAUCGUCGUUUCGGAAUUAUUACAGGCCCAAAUAUGGCUGGAAAGUCAACAUAUCUGAAACAAGCUGCCCAACUAGCAAUCAUGGCAUAGAAUGGGUCAUAACGACGAGUUGAUCAGAAAUAAGUCUGCAUUUGCAUCUGAAAUGUCAGAUGCAGCUGCAAUCGUACAGUAUGCCGAUAAAAACUCACUUGUAGUUCUUGAUGAGCUAGCACGAAGCACAUCGACUGAAGAAGGAAUCGCCAUCACCUAUGCGAUUUGUGAGAAGGUUCUAAAGUUACAUAGCUAUACCUUCCUGGCUACACAUUUUCUCGAUAUUGCAGCUCUCGCCAACUAUUCAAAUGCAAUUGACAAUUACCACUUUCUUCCACAAAUUGAUGACAAUUCGACGAAAAAGCACAAGUUGUUACGUGGAUAAUA
Caenorhabditis elegans is the source of this 471-nucleotide messenger RNA. The record is from the annotation of a RefSeq genome assembly. NCBI's taxonomy places the organism in Eukaryota, Metazoa, Nematoda, Chromadorea, Rhabditida, Rhabditidae.